This is a messenger RNA of Seminavis robusta, 729 nucleotides long. The record is from the annotation of a GenBank genome assembly. NCBI's taxonomy places the organism in Eukaryota, Bacillariophyta, Bacillariophyceae, Naviculales, Naviculaceae.
AUGUUCUUUGAUUGUCCUGAACUAGAUCUGCUCCAACCAGACCCUGAUCCAGACCCUGAUCCUGAUCCUGUGGUUGAAUCUACACCUCCAACACCUUCAAAAUUCAUUCUUCCUGAGGUCAACCCCAUAUUGGAAUUUCCAGCAGUCAUGCACAUUUACUCUGCCUACCUUUUCUGUAAUGCUUGGUUUGGUGUGAUGUUGAGAAUGGGUUCUUGCAAUUGGAGGACUUGGAUGGACUAUUGCUCUGUGACAUUAAGGAAUGUGUAUCUCUGGUCACUUCGACAGGCUGAAAAUGUGCCAUGGCAGUGGAAAACACAUCCACCUGACAAAUGUGCUACCAGCAAAAGUAGAAAGCGUGCUGAAAGGAGGCGUCGCCUUGGUAAACCAAAGAGGCGCUCACACAAGAAAAACUUGCUCCUGGCUGCCUUCUCACUGCUGAAUAUGCAUGCCCAUGGUGAUUUGUCAUUGAAGUCUGAAAUUGCUGACCGAAAAUAUCUUCGCAAGUUCCGUGGUUACUAUGGAGAAUUGCAAACUGAAAAGCUGACACCAUCUGCUCGAGACAGACUCCGUGGCAAUCUUGCACAUCAACCAAAUGCAUUCAUUGCUACUGCUGGUGCUGACAGAACGGAGAGAGCUGUCUGGGACACUGGUGCAACCUUUCCGGCUGCCAACAAAGAUCCUUAUUCAAACCUGGUUCUCUUCGUGAGUUACCUAUUCACCAGACUAUGA